GCCCACUUCCGGCUCCUCCUCGCAGCAUGGCUGCUUUAGGAUCUGUGCUCUCGAGUGAAUGGGUAUACGGGGUCCGGAGGCUGCACUGCAGCGCGGCGGCUUGGGCGGGCAGCCAAUGGAGACUCCAGCAGGGCCUGGCUGCCAACCCCAACGGCUACGGGCCCCUUACGGAGCUCCCAGACUGGUCCUACGCGGAUGGCCGCCCUGCUCCCCCAAUGAAAGGCCAACUUCGAAGAAAAGCCCAAAGAGAGAAAUUUGCAAGACGAGUUGUACUGCUGUCACAGGAAAUGGACGCUGGAUUACAAGCAUGGCAGCUCAGGCAGCAGAAGUUGCAGGAAGAAGAAAGGAAGCAGAACACUCUUAAACCCAAAGGAGCUUCACUGCAGAACUCACUUCCAAGUCAAUAAAAAGCGACUCCUGCCUCCUUUGCCCACCCUCUCUCUGUCUUUCUUUUCUGUCACCUAGAUGCCUCAUCCCAGCAAGAAGAGAGCCUUCAUGUUCCCCAUCUGUCUUCAGAGCACAAGAGCUUGGAUACCAGGAAGAACAGGGUGUAAGAUCACUGCCCGGGAGGAUUGGCUCAGUGCCCUCACCCCGGCUCCAUUCCAAUUCAGCCGAAUCUUGCUCUGGGAUUUUUACACUCUCUUUUGCAGGCCAUAUAUCUGGCCCAACUACAAGCCGUAGCUGCUCUGCAAACAUGAAAAGGGAAUAGCAGUUUUCCUGGCAUUCAAGCCUUUAACAGCCCAUACACAGCUCAAGCCAUGUGCACUUGGCAUUUAAUAAAUGUUUUGAUGAAAAA
Messenger RNA from Cynocephalus volans (Philippine flying lemur), 796 nucleotides. It is a transcript of the gene MRPL52, whose product is annotated as mitochondrial ribosomal protein L52. Gene Ontology annotation, molecular function: structural constituent of ribosome. Bases 27 to 407 code for a protein of 126 amino acids. Lineage: Eukaryota; Metazoa; Chordata; Mammalia; Dermoptera; Cynocephalidae. The record is from RefSeq and is a predicted model, not a curated record. Gene Ontology annotation, cellular component: mitochondrial large ribosomal subunit. The transcript has 5 exons. Gene Ontology annotation, biological process: mitochondrial translation.